Exophiala xenobiotica is the source of this 2420-nucleotide messenger RNA. Its product is annotated as glycine-tRNA ligase. Gene Ontology annotation, cellular component: cytoplasm; mitochondrion. The transcript has a single exon. The record is from RefSeq and is a predicted model, not a curated record. Gene Ontology annotation, molecular function: ATP binding; glycine-tRNA ligase activity. NCBI's taxonomy places the organism in Eukaryota, Fungi, Ascomycota, Eurotiomycetes, Chaetothyriales, Herpotrichiellaceae. The coding region runs from base 57 to 2180 and encodes 707 amino acids. Gene Ontology annotation, biological process: mitochondrial glycyl-tRNA aminoacylation.
UAGCGGCCAUUAAUAUUGCUUCUCAACCUCAGGCCAGCCACUCCUUCUCUACUUACAUGCGUGCUUGGAAGCUAUUCUCCAGAGCGACGCCUUCUCAUUUUCCUAGAAUUUCUUGCUUUCCUAGACCCUUCUCUUGCACUGCUUCUGUACCUAGAUUUGAACCUCCACGCCGCCAGCAGCUCGUUGGACCCAAGAUGGCCACCAGCACUUCCAAGACCGGUCAGCCCUUGGACCGCGCCGUCCUCGAGUCCGUCCUGCGUCGGAGACUCUUUUACACUCCUUCCUUUGAAAUCUACGGUGGAGAGCGUGGUCUUUUCGACUACGGACCACCAGGAUGCGCCCUUCAAGCCAACGUGGUCGACCUGUGGAGAAAGCACUUUGUCCUCGAAGAAGACAUGCUGGAAGUGGACUGCACAAUGCUGACUCCCGAGGCUGUCCUCAAGACCAGUGGACACGUCGACAAGUUUGCCGAUUGGAUGUGUAAAGAUCCCAAGAGCGGAGAAAUCUUUCGUGCAGAUCAUCUGGUUGAGCAGGUCCUUGAGGCUCGGUUGAAAGCGGACAAGGAUGCUCGUGGACAAACAAUCGAAGUUGAUGAGGCGAAAGAGGCCAAGAAAAAGAAGAAGAUCAAGGACACCAAAAUCGAGAAACUGGACGACGCCGUCGUGCAAGAGUACGAGGAGACUUUGGCCAAGAUUGACAACUACGGAGGUGAUGAGCUUGGAGAGCUCAUCAAGAAAUUCAAUAUCAAAGGCCCAACUACCGGAGCGGAGCUGGAUCCUCCAAAAGCAUUCAAUUUGAUGUUCCAGACUCAGAUCGGACCUAGCGCAGAGUUGCCAAACGGAUACCUGCGGCCAGAGACUGCUCAAGGUCAAUUUUUGAACUUUCAGAAGCUGCUAGAGUUCAACCAACAGUCCAUGCCGUUCGCUUCUGCAUCUAUCGGCAAGUCUUUCAGAAACGAGAUCUCUCCUCGAUCUGGACUGCUGCGUGUCCGAGAGUUUUUGAUGGCUGAGAUUGAGCACUUUGUCGAUCCCGAGGGCGGGAAGAAACAUCCCCGAUUCGACGAUGUCAAACACGUCGAGCUGACCCUGCUGAACCGAAAGACCCAGCUCGCUGGAAGCACCAAGCCCGACGUCCUGACCAUUGGUGAGGCCGUGUCUACGAAGCUGGUUGACAACGAAACCUUGGGCUACUUCCUGGUCAGAAUCCAAGAUUUCUUGCUCAAGCUUGGAGUCGACUCGAGCAAACUGAGGUUCAGACAGCACAUGGCAAACGAGAUGGCGCAUUACGCAGCAGACUGUUGGGAUGCAGAACUCUUCACCACUUAUGGAUGGAUCGAAUGUGUUGGAUGUGCCGAUAGGAGUGCCUAUGACUUGACUGUCCACAUGAACAAGACUGGCGCACCGCUCGUUGUCCGUGAAACCAGAGCAGAGCCUUUGGUGAUCGAAGAAUACCAAGUCGACAUCGACCGCAAAAAGCUUGGGCCGAAGUUCCGCAAAGAUGCUAAAGCUGUCGAGAGUGCAGUGGAAGCCCUUUCGCAAGAGUUGCGCGAGAAAUUGUCCCUUGAUUUAGCGAAGACCGGAGAGAUUGAGAUUCAGACGCCAGGCGUGGGAAGUGGGACAACAACACUCGGCAAGGACCUAGUCAACAUCGAGAAGAGAAAGCGGACGGAACAUGUUCGCGAGUACACUCCCAACGUCAUCGAACCUUCUUUUGGUAUCGGAAGAAUCCUCUACAGCGUGAUGGAGCACGUCUUCUGGACACGAGAAGGUGAUGAAGCUCGUGGUGUGCUGUCUUUCCCUCCUACCGUUGCGCCGACCAAGGUCCUACUUGUACCGUUGUCAAAUCAUCCCGACUUCAAGCCAUUCAUGAAGAAAUUAACCGCUAGAUUACGCCAAAUCGGCGUCUCCAACAAAGUUGACGACUCUUCCGCGAGCAUUGGGAAGCGUUAUGCUCGUAACGAUGAACUUGGGACACCAUUUGGCAUCACCAUCGACUUUCAAACCGUCAAAGAUGGCAGUCUCACCCUUCGUGAGCGUGACUCUACCAAGCAAGUUCGUGCUAGCGAGGACGAGAUCAUUGCGGCGGUCAAGUCACUGGUAGAAGGAGCAGAUACAUGGGAGCAGGUCGCGAAGAGGUUGCCUGCAUUCGAAGGACAAGAAGCCGAUCCGACGGAAAAAUAGGAGGAUAUGUUGGAUGUGUGCUUGUGCUUUCAAAGAUACCCGACCUUGAUGGUGCAAUCUGCUUUUGCGAUGAACAAAAAGGUUAAGAUGGCACCUCGGAGAUGAUGGUCAGAGCACCGUGGCGGGAAAUCGCUGGACCAUGUACUCCAUGAAAUAGAGUCUUGUAGGAAUAUGUAUGAAAUGGUCUCGGAGAACCUUUGAGGUUGAGGCCUCCCGAUCGUUCCGUGGAGUGAUCUGCCC